Messenger RNA from Durio zibethinus, 1373 nucleotides. It is a transcript of the gene FIP2, whose product is annotated as potassium channel tetramerization domain-containing protein / pentapeptide repeat-containing protein. The record is from RefSeq and is a predicted model, not a curated record. NCBI's taxonomy places the organism in Eukaryota, Viridiplantae, Streptophyta, Magnoliopsida, Malvales, Malvaceae. Gene Ontology annotation, molecular function: protein binding. Gene Ontology annotation, biological process: protein homooligomerization.
AAAAUCGUUGCCUAUUUCAGCAAGUCAUUUCAUUUUCACAAAUUUCACUUCACCUCUUCUCCUUCUAUUCUCUUUGCCUCUUCAGCUUCACUUCCAAAUGUUGGAAAAUUCCGAUUUGUCUUCCUUUAUUCGACUCAACAUCGGAGGGAAGAAAUUUUGUACUACCAUUGAUACAUUGACCCGGCGUGAGCCUGAUUCCAUGCUGGCUGCUAUGUUUAGUGGUCGACAUACGUUGUGUCAGGACUCUGAGAAGGGAUAUGUCUUUGUUGAUAGGGAUGGAAAGCAUUUCCGGCAUAUUCUAAACUGGUUAAGGGAUGGUGUUGUACCCACAUUGACAGAUUCUGAAUAUUCAGAGCUUAUACGAGAGGCAGAAUAUUACCAGCUUCUUGGACUGAUAGAAGGAAUCAGUUCUGUUCAUAAUAAGAGGAAGGAAGAUGAAGAGUCAUGUGCAGAAUUGACUCGUGUUGAUAUCAUCAAGUGCAUACAGUCUGACAGAGUUAGAUUUCGGGGAGUUAAUCUUUCUGGCCUUGAUCUUUCUAAAUUGGAUCUUUCAUUUGUGGAUUUCAGCUUUGCCUGUCUCAAAAAUGUAUUCUUCUCGCGUGCAAAUCUUCAAUGUGCAAAAUUUCGGGAUGUGGAUGCUGAGGGUUCCAUCUUUCACAAUGCAACUUUGCGUGAGUGUGAAUUUACUGGGGCAAAUCUUCAUGGGGCUUUACUAGCUGGGGCCAAUCUUCAGAGUGCAAAUCUUCAAGAUGCCUGUUUGAUAGGUUGUAGCUUCUGUGAGGCAGAUCUUCGUUCUGCACACUUACAGACUGCCGAUCUUACUAAUGCCAACUUAGAGGGAGCUAAUCUUGAAGGAGCCAAUUUGAAGGGUGCAAAAUUAACUAAUGCCAAUCUGAAGGGUGCAAACCUCCAAAGGGCUUAUCUACGACAUGUUAAUCUUCGUGAUACACAUUUGGAAGGUGCAAAACUAGAUGGUGCUAACUUGCUGGGAGCAAUCAGGUGAUGAUGGGGGCAGCCAAAGUUGUAUGUAUAAACAUACUCAGUACAUAAAUAGUUACUAUCAUCUAUGUUUACCCAUUUUCAUUUUCAUUCAUUGUCUAUCUUGUGUUCAUGUAUUAUGAAAAUAGCAUGCAAAUUGUGGAAAGCUUAUGCUAUUAUCGAUUCGGGGUUUCAUGAGUUGCCUUGUAAAGAUUAUUGGACCCAUAGCUAUCAUAUUUGUUAUUUGCUACUAGUUUGAAUCUAAAUCACCAUUUCAGUUGAGUUAGGGAAAUCUGGGACCAAACGGGAUAAUCUCACGGUAAAAUAAAAGAUUCCGGACAUGAUUUACCCCAUUUCCGAGUUGUGAAUAUCUAUAUAGGAAAACAAGGUCUUCA